Molecule: messenger RNA, 2828 nt
Organism: Tachyglossus aculeatus (Australian echidna)
Lineage: Eukaryota; Metazoa; Chordata; Mammalia; Monotremata; Tachyglossidae
Gene: VIL1
Product: villin 1
Exons: 19
Coding region: 1-2493 (830 amino acids)
Biological process (GO): regulation of lamellipodium morphogenesis; barbed-end actin filament capping; actin filament severing
Cellular component (GO): actin cytoskeleton; cytoplasm; lamellipodium
Molecular function (GO): actin filament binding; phosphatidylinositol-4,5-bisphosphate binding
Source: RefSeq, a predicted model, not a curated record
AUGACUAAACUCAGCAGCAGCGUCAAGGGGUCCCUGAACGUCAGCACCCCCGGACUCCAGAUAUGGAGGAUCGAGGCCAUGCAGAUGGUUCCGGUUCCUUCCAACUCCUACGGCAACUUCUUCGAUGGAGACUGCUACAUCGUCUUGGCGACCCACAAGGUCGGCGGCGGCAAGAGCCUGAGCUACGAUAUCCACUUCUGGCUGGGCCGGGAGUCGUCCCAGGACGAGCAGGGGGCGGCCGCCAUCUACACCACCCAGAUGGACGAUCACCUCCAGGGCCGGGCCGUCCAGCACCGGGAGGUCCAGGGCUACGAGAGCGAACUCUUCAAGGGCUACUUCAAAAACGGACUCGUGAUCCGGAAAGGUGGGGUGGCGUCAGGCCUGAAGCACACGGAGACCAACUCCUACAAUGUCCAGCGUCUACUUCACGUCAAGGGCAAGAGGACCGUCGUGGCCGGAGAGGUGGAGAUGAGCUGGAAUAGCUUUAAUCGGGGGGACGUUUUCCUCCUGGACCUGGGGAAACUGAUCAUCCAGUGGAACGGGCCCGAGAGCAACCACAUGGAGAGGAUCAAGGGGAUGAACCUGGCGAAGGAGAUCCGGGACCGGGAACGCGGGGGUCGGAGCUACGUGGGGGUGGUGGAAGGGGAGGCCGAGGCGUCGUCGGGCCCGGAGCUGAUGAGCAUCAUGCAGCACGUGCUGGGCCCCAGGACCCACCUGCGUCCCGCCAUGCCAGACGACACCGUCGAGCAGGACCUCAAGGCCGCACUCAAACUCUACCACGUGUCGGACUCGGAGGGCAACCUGCUGGUUCGAGAGGUGGCCACCUGGCCUCUCACCCAGGACAUGCUCAAACACGAGGACUGCUACAUCCUGGACCAGGGCGGCCUAAAGGUCUUCGUGUGGAAGGGGAAGGGGGCCAAAGCCGAGGAGAGGAAGGGGGCAUUGAACCAGGCCAUGAACUACAUCAAGGCCAAGAAGUAUCCGACCAGCACCGGAGUGGAGGUGAUCAACGACGGAGCGGAGCCCGCCACCUUCCAGCAGCUCUUCCAAAAGUGGACCGUCCCCGGAAGCACCUCGGGCCUUGGCAAGACCUACACCGUGGGAAGCAUCGCCAAGGUGGAGCAGGUGAAGUUUGACGCGGAGUCGCUCCACGCGCAGCCCCAGGUGGCCGCACACGAGAAGAUGGUGGACGACGGAUCCGGAGAAGUGGAGGUGUGGCGCAUUGAGAACCUGGAACCGGUGGCUGUGGAGCCGCGUUGGCUGGGCCACCUGUUUGGGGGUGAUUGCUACCUUAUCCUCUACACAUACUACAUCAACCAGAGACCCCACUACCUCAUCUACAUCUGGCAGGGCAGCUCGGCCACCCAGGACGAGAUCGCGGCCUCGGCCUACCAAGCCGUCAUCCUGGACCAGAAGUACCAACAACAGGCCGUGCAGAUCCGGGUGACCAUGGGCAAGGAGCCGCCCCACCUCAUGGCCAUCUUCAAGGGCCGCAUGGUCAUCUACAAGGGGGGCACUUCCCGGGCGGGCAACCCCGAGCCGGAGCCCGCCACCCGGCUGUUUCAAGUGAGGGGCAGCCACGACAAGAAUACCAAAGCCAUCGAGGUCCUGCCGCGGGGCGCCUCCCUCAACUCCAACGACGUCUUCGUCCUCAAGACCCAGUCCUGCUGCUACCUCUGGUGUGGGAAGGGCUGCAGCGGGGACGAGAGGGAGAUGGCCAAGAUGGUAGCCAACACCAUAUCGAAGACGGAGAAGCUGGUGGUCGUAGAGGGGCAGGAGCCCCCCAACUUCUGGCUGGCCCUGGGGGGCAAGGCCCCCUAUUCCAGUGACAAGAGGUUUCAGGAGGAGACCCCAUCCUACGAGCCACGCCUCUUCGAGUGUUCGAACAAGACAGGCCGCUUCCUGGCCACGGAGCUGACCGACUUCACCCAGGAUGACCUGGACGAGGGCGACGUCUACCUGCUGGACACCUGGGACCAGGUGUUCUUCUGGGUGGGGAAGAACUCCAACCAGGCGGAGAAGGAGGCCGCGGCCACCAUGGCCCAGGAGUACCUGAAGACCCACCCCAGCGGGCGCGACCUGGGCACCCCCAUCGUCGUGGUCAGGCAGGGCUACGAGCCGCCCACCUUCACCGGAUGGUUCCUGGCCUGGGACCCCUUCAAGUGGACCAGCUCCAAAUCCUACGAGGACCAGAAGGCGGAAUUGGGAAACAUGGGCAACCUGAGUCAGAUCGCGGCUGAGAUCAUCAGCACCAAGCAAGAGAUCUUCAACGCCAACACCAGUUUCAACUGCGGCCCCCUGCCCCGCUUCCCCCUGGAGCAGCUGGCCAACCAGCCCGUGGACCAGCUCCCCGAUGGCGUCGAUCCCACCAAGAAGGAGAUGUACCUGUCGGACGAAGACUUCCUCUCCGUGUUCGGGAUGAGUCCGGCGUCCUUCGCGGCCCUGCCUCAGUGGAGACAGCAGAACCUCAAGAAGGAAAAAGGCCUUUUCUGAAGCUCCGGCCGGCACCGGGUUCGAGGCGGAGGCCGGGUUUCCAUUUUCCCGGCGACCGCGUCGACGGGUCACAGCGUUCCCGGCCCAACCCCGGUGGGGAAAGAGCCUUCGGCCUCGGGGUCACCCCUCCAGGCCCCGGCGCCGAGGAAGUUGGGGGUGUCCAGUAGCUGUCCUGGGGUGGGAUGCCGCCCCUCCGCCCCGUCACCUGAUUUCCCUCCCUCCAGAAGAGUAAGCUCACCAUUAGCGCGGAAUACCUCUGUUUAUUAUAACGCUGUCCUCUCCCUAGUGCUCAGUACAGUGGUCUGCCCAGAGUGCUCAAUAAAUGAAUGAAUGAA